Molecule: messenger RNA, 1911 nt
Organism: Penicillium oxalicum
Lineage: Eukaryota; Fungi; Ascomycota; Eurotiomycetes; Eurotiales; Aspergillaceae
Product: alpha-L-arabinofuranosidase A
Exons: 8
Coding region: 1-1911 (636 amino acids)
Biological process (GO): L-arabinose metabolic process
Molecular function (GO): alpha-L-arabinofuranosidase activity
Source: RefSeq, a predicted model, not a curated record
AUGUUGGUCCAGUCUCUUCUUCUACCAGUACUGGCCUCCUGCGUCACUGCAGUGAGGGUCUCGGUUGCCCAAUCUGGUGGCAAUGUCACCACUAAUCUGCAGUACGGUGCUAUGGAAGAGGAAAUCAACCACUGCGGUGAAGGUGGUCUCUAUGCCGAAUUGAUCCGCAACCGAGCUUUCCAGGGCAGCUCGAUGUUCCCUUCCACGGUGGACGCGUGGUCGGCAGUUGGCGGUGCCGGCCUAUUGCUUCAAAACCUGUCCAACCCGUUAUCCUCCGCCUUGCCGACAUCAGUUCGUGUCCAGGGAAAGGGCACUGUAGGACUGGCGAACUCGGGGUUCUGGGGGAUUGAUGUACGGCCUCAAAAGUACUCUGGAUCAUUCUACGUCAAGGGCUCUUACACGGGCAACUUCACCGCGUCUCUUCAGUCGGCCAAUGGAGAUGUCUUCGCUUCCACUCAGAUUGUUUCGGACAGUCGCGCGGAGGACUGGAUGCAGCACACUUUCACCUUACACCCGGACAGAAAAGCUGACAAUACAAGCAACCACUUUGUACUGACGUUUGAUGCCUCUCAAGCGGAAGGCGGUGCGCUUGACUUCAAUCUGAUCAGCUUGUUUCCACCGACCUGGAAUGACCGCCCUAAUGGUAUGCGACGGGAUUUGAUGAAGGCCCUGCAAGAACUUGGACCGAAAUUCCUUCGCUUCCCGGGUGGAAAUAACCUCGAGGGUCAAACCAUUGCCGAUCGGUGGAAGUGGAAUGAGACCAUUGGGCCACUGAAGGACCGCCCAGGUCGUGCCACUACCUGGGGAUAUGAAGAGACCAGCGGCAUGGGUCUUGUGGAGUACAUGGAAUGGUGUGAUGACCUGAACAUGGAGCCAAUCCUUGCCGUGUGGGGUGGCUUUGCGCUGAACGGCGAGGCUGUCCCCGAGGCCGAAAUUGGAUUCUACGUGCAGGAUGCCUUGGAUGAGCUCGAGUUCCUGACAGGCUCGACUGACACCAAGUACGGUGCUCUUCGCGCCAAAUAUGGCCACCCUGAGCCGUGGAAGAUUCGUUUUGUAGAGGUGGGAAAUGAGGACAAUCUAAACGGCGGCUUGGACACAUACCUGUCCUACCGAUUUUCCGCUUUUUAUGAUGCUAUUACCGCCAAGUAUCCCGAAAUCCAGGUGGUUGCCUCCACGAUCAAUAUGACUCUCCCUGGAACCGCGGGUGGUGAUUACCACACAUACGACAUUCCGGACAAUUUUGUUUCAAACUUUGGCAAGUUUGACAAUUACACCCGCGAGCACCCAAUCUUGCUAGGCGAGAUUGCGGUGACCGAGUUCAACAACGAGGAGAAGGGCAUUAAUUGGACCGACAAACAUUUCACACUUUAUCCCUUCUGGUUGGGCUCCGUCGCCGAGGCUGUCUUCCUCUUGGGUGCUGAGCGUAAUGCUGAUCUGAUCAUUGGCACUACCUAUGCCCCAUUCCUGAUGAACCUCGACAGCUAUGAAUGGUCGCCCACCAUGAUUGGCUUCAACUCCGAUCCCGACAAAACGUCCAAGUCCACCAGCUGGCACGUUUACAAGCUCUUCAACGACCACCACAUGACUCACACCUUGCCCGCCACGUCCGACAGUGACUUUGGACCUCUUUACUACGCCACCGGCAUGAACAACCAGACGAACGCGCACAUCUUCAAGGCUGCCGUCUACAAUAGCACCGAGGCCGUCCCGGUCUCACUUUCAUUCGAGGGUAUCGGGCGAGGCGCGAUGGCUGAACUGACCAUUCUCACUGCGCCCAACGAAGUCGCCAUGAACGGGGUCGACGGCGCCAAUAUUGUCAAGACCAAGACGACCAAGAUCAAAGCCGGGAAGCAAGGUAUCUUUAGUUUCAAGCUGCCCAGCCUUAGUGUGGCCGUGCUGGAGACCCGGUGA